AUGGAAAUAGACAGUGAUAAUGGUGCCGCCAUCACCAUCAGAGAUGCCGACAAGGAUCAUGUCGAUUUGGUGUUGAAGAAUGUCGAUUUAUCAGUAGCUAAUUCUAUAAGGAGAACCAUGUUAGCUGAGGUACCAACUUUAGCUAUAGAUUUAGUGGAAAUCGAUGUCAACACCUCAGUAUUGGCCGACGAGUUCAUUUCUCAUAGAUUAGGUCUUAUUCCUUUGGAUAGUACCGAUAUUGACGAGUUAUCGUACAGUAGGGAUUGUACUUGUGACCAGUACUGUGACAAAUGUUCGGUUAAGUAUGAAUUAAUGGUCAAAUGUAAUAGUGACUCCACGUCCAAUGUUUACGCCCGAGACUUAUCGAAAUUUAACAACAAUAAGAUCUUAGGAGAUCCUAUAAUCAAGGACAAGGAUGGCCAUGGACCUUUAAUUUGUAAGUUGAGAAAACAUCAAGAAUUAAGAAUCACUUGUAUUGCCAAAAAGGGUAUUGCCAAAGAACAUGCUAAAUGGUCCCCAUGUGCAGCUAUUGGCUUUGAAUAUGAUCCAUGGAAUAAGUUGAAACAUACUGAUUACUGGUACGAAGUAGAUGCCGACAAAGAAUGGCCAAAAUCGGCCAAUUGUGACUGGGAAGAACCUCCUGAUCCAGAAUUACCCUUUGAUUAUGAACUGAAACCAAAUAAUUUCUACUUUGACAUUGAAACUUCAGGUUCUUUGACUCCUGACAAUGUGUUCAUGAAAGCUAUUGAGGCAUUACAGUUGAAGGUGGCAGGAAUUGCCGUAGAAUUGAAUAAAGAGGGUGUUGAAGGUAAUGAUGCGUCUAAUGGAGGAUUUACUACAUAUGGGAAGACCCCUGGGAACCAAAGUCCUGUGGGCGAUAGUUAUGGUUCUGGAUCCUUUGGUGCCUCUAGUUGGUCUUAA
Molecule: messenger RNA, 921 nt
Organism: Yamadazyma jaroonii
Lineage: Eukaryota; Fungi; Ascomycota; Pichiomycetes; Serinales; Debaryomycetaceae
Source: the annotation of a GenBank genome assembly